UCGUCAUUGUGCGACUGAUGUUUACAGAAAUCCAGCAGGCAGCAAAUAUCAGAUGUUUUAAUCCCGACCUCAGCAGACUAGGAGUAGAUUUGAUCACGAGCGCAUGGACACACCUGUAAAGAGCAAACCAGAUGACCACAUUUUAUUAAAUAUCUGUCGUUUUAAGCGUCGAUAUUGUGGACGAAUGCUGGAGGAUGUGAACGCCACAAAGUUUUGAAAGGUGAAAUUCACCUGGGAAAAAAAUAUUAUUUGAAAGCCUUAUGUCAGUCUUAAUGUGAUGGAGGGAGAAGGAGAUCUGGAGACACUCGGUGAACAACUGUACACUCGAAUUUACCCCAAACACAAAGAUAAUGCUGGUAAACUCACAGGUAUGUUGCUGGAGCUGCCUCGUCAUGUGCUGAGUCAGAUGCUGCAGGAUGAAGCCCUGCUGUGUGCAGCAGUGGAGAAAGCAUGCAGAGCCCUACAGCUGACACAGGAGCCAAGUCGAGUGACGAGCAAGGAUGAUGACGAUGUGUCUGUGUCCUCUGACUCUCUUGGGGAGCAGCUGUUUGACAUGGUGGAUGUCUACAACACUGGCCACUCACAGAAAAUAACAGGAAUGCUGCUGGAGCAGCACAAAGAUGCAGUUUUAAGGCUACUUUCUGAUCCUAAACUGCUGGAGGAGCAGGUGAACGUAGCUCUGGAGACACUAAAGAAGCAGAAUGAGCAGACAGACUUGUUGGAUGCUGACGACACAGAGAAACUGGGAGAGAGGCUCUUCUCACUGGUGGAGGAGAUAGAUCCUCUUCAUGCAAAUGAUAUUACAGGAAUGUUACUGGAGAUGGAAGCAACUGUUCUUCAAGAGCUGCUCAGCAACCCUGGAAUGCUGAAGGUCGCUGUUCGGAAAGCACAAGCAGCUUUAGACACUGGACAAUGACCUUUUACAAGUGGAACAGCACUAAUGACUUGGUUAAAGUGAUAAUAGGAAGAGCUGACACCUCACGCCAGGCAAUCAUCCAGCUAUCACAGUUUUAUGCUGAUCAUGAAGUGUGUUGCCAGUUGUCUUGUGAGUGGACCAACAGGAAACAGUCCACCUACUUUUAUAUUUGGGAAUUUAUCUUUUCAGAUAAAAGGACUGAAGAAAAGUGCCAGUGUCAAACACCCAUUACAAGACAUACGUCACUGUACGACUAUUAUUAUGUUGCCAACAGUCAUGUUAGAGACUAAACUGCAUCUUCUUGGAUUUUUGUAACAAAGCAAUAACUGUUGCCAACAGAAAAAAACAUAAAAUUACAGUGUUAAUAAUCAAAGGAAUAUUCAUAUUUCCCUUGCUGCAGCUCAGAUUGUUGUUAAACGUGGCUUUGUGGAUGGAGAUGUUGGUUCUGGUAGAAUACUACUUUGGUUCCGGCUGACUAUUCUCUACUAUUCUCUAUUAACUACAAAUGCCAUUGUGUGCAGACAUUUGUGUUCCUCCGAGGAUAAAUGCUACUAACUUUUACAACCCUUUAAGUUUCUAUUCCUCUGCCAUCAUGGAUUUGAAAUUUGACUUGCUAAAACUAAACUCUCUGAGGUUUGGCUUUUUCUUUAUGUUCAAUGUCAAAUAACAAAUAACUUGCAUAUAAAACUAUGAUGGUGAAUGUGCAUGAACAGUAUGGGAAAUAAUAAUAAUUAAAAAGAAUUCUAGUAAA
Solea solea (common sole) is the source of this 1667-nucleotide messenger RNA. RefSeq lists its product as uncharacterized. Gene Ontology annotation, molecular function: RNA binding. Gene Ontology annotation, cellular component: nucleus. Bases 278 to 916 code for a protein of 212 amino acids. The transcript is spliced from 6 exons. The record is from RefSeq and is a predicted model, not a curated record. Lineage: Eukaryota; Metazoa; Chordata; Actinopteri; Pleuronectiformes; Soleidae. Gene Ontology annotation, biological process: regulation of double-strand break repair; protein polyubiquitination; DNA damage response.